UAUGGACAGCGUAAGUAGUUACGCGAUAGACUCUGGUGUGUUUGGCGCUGAUCCUAACCAAAACAUGAAUGGUGACGUCGAUCCAGCAACCCAGAAAAGGAGAAUGGAGAUCAUAAAGGAAAUCCUGGACAACUUCGAUUUAGAAGAAACUAAAGAACGCUACAGAUCUCUGAACAACUCCGAAUAUACCAUGGAUGUAAACAAUCUAAGUAUAGACAGUUCAAUGGAAGGACUGCGUACGAAAGAGAGGAUGCAGUACCUGAUGGGGAGUGAUGUGAUUCAGGUUGGGGACAAAGUGUACAAUGAUAGGCUGAGGGAAAGACUUCAAGAGGAAUAUAAUGCGAAGAUGGACCAACGGGAACAAGAGCUCUCCCAACAGGAGAAGAGGCGUGUGCGUCGAUUGGUGCUUCAAGGCGUUUUGCAUAGUUCGGACGAGGAUGAGGGGGCAUGUUUACAUGACAACAGACAUAAUACAACGAAUCAUAAGCAUACGAAUAAGAAGAAGAAAAAAUCUCCAAGAAGAAGCCGAUCGCAGGGUGGACAUAGUCAGGACACGCAAUCCACGUCUAGCUCGAUAGAGGGCACUAUGGACGACAAUGCUUCAUUGCAGAGCGAUACGUUAUCGCAGUAUCUGGACACAGAAGACUCCGCUAUGAAGACAUACCUUAGUAUGGAUCAACAACAUAUCUCAAAAGAGUCUUCACACACCAAGAAACAAUCAACCAUGGAGAGAACACAAGAUAGAUGUCACCCUAAUACUAAUAUAGAUCACGUGGCAUCAUCCAAUCAGCGUGAUCAAGAUACUGGACGUGAAGAUGGACUUACUCCUAGGAAUCAGGACCAUCACGAUCCUAUCGUACGUAAGCUGCAUACAGAAGAGACAGUUCAAGGACUCUACAGGCUGGCCAAUAUUCUCGUCACACCAAGAUCUGACAAGCGUUCUUAGAAAAACCUACUGCUACUCAUCUCAUCCAAAUUUGGGAGCGCCGAGCGUUCCAUUGCUUAGUGCUCAAAUGUCCUAGAACGAAAUCCUAGAACAAUAAAAUAAAAAAUAAAACAAACAUUACUUGACCAUCCUUCAUUCAAAGGACUUCAUUUAUUACUCAAUUCAGAAAGAAAGAAGUGAAAUACCCUUGGACCAAUAGGAUGUACUUGACAACAAUACAAAUAACUUCAAUAAUU
Molecule: messenger RNA, 1182 nt
Organism: Owenia fusiformis
Lineage: Eukaryota; Metazoa; Annelida; Polychaeta; Sabellida; Oweniidae
Source: the annotation of a GenBank genome assembly